CAGGCGGGUCUCGAACCCGCAGGCUCAGGGCCGACGACUGCUUUUGCGCUUCCCGGAAGCUGGACGCAGUGGCCAUCGAAGCCAAGUUUAAGCAGGACCUGGGCUUCCGGAUGCUGAACUGUGGGCGGACGGACCUAGUGAAGCAGGCGGUGUCUCUGCUGGGGCCCGACGGGAUCAACACCAUGAGCGAACAGGGCAUGACUCCCCUGAUGUACGCCUGUGUCCGUGGGGACGAGGCGAUGGUUCAGAUGCUGCUGGAUGCUGGAGCUGACCUGAACGUGGAGGUUGUCAGUACUCCUCAUAAAUAUCCAUCCGUCCACCCCGAGACCCGCCAUUGGACGGCUCUGACUUUUGCUGUGUUGCAUGGACAUAUUCCUGUAGUUCAGCUCCUCCUGGAUGCUGGGGCCAAGGUGGAGGGCUCGGUGGAGCACGGCGAGGAGAACUACUCAGAAACGCCGCUCCAGCUCGCAGCCGCAGUAGGAAAUUUUGAGCUGGUUAGUUUGCUGUUGGAGCGUGGUGCGGAUCCCCUGAUAGGAACCAUGUACAGGAAUGGAAUUUCUACAACCCCCCAGGGUGAUAUGAAUUCUUUCAGCCAGGCCGCAGCCCACGGACACAGGAAUGUGUUCCGCAAACUGCUCGCCCAGCCAGAGAAGGAGAAGAGUGAUAUCCUGUCCCUGGAGGAGAUUCUGGCUGAGGGGACUGACCUGGCAGAGACAGCCCCGCCCCCCCUGUGCGCCAGCCGCAACAGCAAGGCCAAACUGAGGGCCCUGAGGGAGGCCAUGUAUCACAGCGCUGAGCAUGGCUACGUGGAUGUCACAAUUGAUAUCAGGAGCAUAGGCGUCCCGUGGACUCUACACACGUGGCUGGAGUCUUUGCGGAUUGCCUUCCAGCAGCACCGCAGGCCUCUCAUCCAGUGCUUGUUGAAGGAGUUUAAGACCAUUCAGGAGGAAGAAUACACUGAGGAGCUCAUCACUCAAGGCCUGCCUCUGAUGUUUGAGAUCUUGAAAGCGAGCAAGAACGAGGUCAUCAGCCAGCAGCUCUGUGUCAUCUUCACGCACUGCUACGGGCCCUACCCCAUCCCCAAGCUCACAGAGAUCAAGCGGAAGCAGACCUCACGCCUGGAUCCUCAUUUUCUUAACAAUAAAGAAAUGUCUGAUGUCACCUUCCUGGUAGAGGGAAGACCAUUUUACGCUCACAAAGUGCUGUUGUUUACAGCAUCCCCACGGUUCAAGGCACUUCUCUCUAGCAAGCCGACCAGUGACAGCACCUGCAUAGAGAUCGGCUACGUGAAGUACCCCAUUUUCCAGCUGGUCAUGCAGUAUCUCUACUACGGUGGCCCAGAGUCACUUCUCAUUAAAAACAACGAGAUAAUGGAGCUUCUGUCUGCUGCUAAGUUUUUCCAGCUGGAGGCUUUGCAGCGACACUGUGAGAUUAUCUGUGCAAAAAGCAUCAAUACUGACAACUGUGUGGAUAUUUACAACCACGCCAAGUUUCUUGGCGUCACAGAGCUCUCAGCAUACUGUGAAGGCUACUUUCUCAAAAACAUGAUGGUCCUCAUCGAAAACGAAGCCUUCAAGCAGCUGCUAUAUGACAAAAAUGGAGAAGGGACGGGCCAGGAUGUGCUCCAGGACUUACAGAGGACGUUGGCCAUCAGGAUUCAGUCCAUCCACUUGUCAUCGUCCAAAGGUUCCAUUGUGUGAAACGCCCAGUGCAGCGAAUGCUUCCCGGGAACUUUCCAGUUCUCCUGCCACAUUGGCUUCGCACAGACUCAUACAAAUUCCACCUGGCGUCUGUCUGUGGCUGGGCCUAGGAGCUGUCUCUACUGCCUCAGCUUCUCUUGAAUAAGCAACGUCAGCUCCCCUGUGUUCCUGUUGAGAAACAAAGGACAUUCCACUGGUCUGCAGAUUAGGCCGGCGGGGUCCAGAGCUUGAAGGGCAACAUGAGGGCAACCAAGCCAACCCCAACCC
Molecule: messenger RNA, 1967 nt
Organism: Carlito syrichta (Philippine tarsier)
Lineage: Eukaryota; Metazoa; Chordata; Mammalia; Primates; Tarsiidae
Gene: ABTB3
Product: BTB domain containing 11
Exons: 14
Coding region: 111-1700 (529 amino acids)
Molecular function (GO): protein binding
Source: RefSeq, a predicted model, not a curated record